Leishmania braziliensis MHOM/BR/75/M2904 is the source of this 1134-nucleotide messenger RNA. RefSeq names its product putative aminomethyltransferase, mitochondrial precursor. Gene Ontology annotation, cellular component: mitochondrion. Gene Ontology annotation, molecular function: protein binding; aminomethyltransferase activity. Bases 1 to 1134 code for a protein of 377 amino acids. The transcript has a single exon. Gene Ontology annotation, biological process: glycine catabolic process. The record is from RefSeq and is a predicted model, not a curated record. Lineage: Eukaryota; Euglenozoa; Kinetoplastea; Trypanosomatida; Trypanosomatidae.
AUGAGCUCCCCUCUUAAGAAGACUGCGCUCCACAGCUUCCAUCUCGCUCAGCAAGCGAAGAUGGAGGCAUUUGCUGGCUAUCACAUGCCCAUCUCCUAUGGCAAAUUGGGCGUGUUGAAGGAGCACCUCUACACUCGCCAGGUGGCAGGUAUAUUUGAUGUGUCGCACAUGGGCCAGUAUGAGGUUCGCAGUACGGACCGUGAGAAGUUCAUGGAGUACGUCACUCCUGUGGACCUCCAGCGUACCCAGGUGGGACAAGGGACGCUGACCCUACUGACCAACGCGCAAGGAGGCAUCAAGGACGACUGCAUCGUGACGAAGAUGGACGACCAUCUGCUGCUUGUGCUGAACGCUGGCUGUAAAGACAAGGAUGUCGCGCACAUGGAGGAAGUGCUUCAUGAGGGUGCGAUGAAAGGUGCCGAUGUGCGGCUUGUACCUCUGGAGCGCUCGCUCAUUGCGUUGCAGGGCCCGCAGGCCGCUGCAAUCCUCUCCGAGUUCAUGGAUGGCGUGCCGGACAUGGACUUCAUGCACUGUCGCCAGAAGGUGAAAAUCAAGGGCAUGGAGGUGCAAGUUACCCGCUGCGGCUACACAGGUGAGGACGGUUUCGAAAUUGCCGCUUCGGACAGGGAUGUUGCGACGCUUGUGGAGCUUCUCUUGUCGAGGAAGGCGGAACUAAUUGGCCUGGGCGCUCGCGAUAGCCUUCGUCUGGAGGCGGGCUUGGGACUCUACGGCCAUGAGAUGACCGAGGAUAUCAAUCCUGUGGCGGCUCGUCUUAUGUGGACCAUUUCGAAGCGGCGAAUGGAGGAGGGCGGCUUCAUUGGCUACGAGGCCAUCAAGAACUUCAGAGACAACGCCAGCAAGGGUGCUGUGCCGCGGCUACGUGUGGGCCUCGUUUCCACUGGUCCGGUUGCUCGCGAGAAGACUGUGAUCGAGGUGGAUGGGAAGCAGGUGGGCGAGGUGACCAGUGGCUGCCCGUCUCCUUGCUUGAAGAAGAACAUUGCCCUCGGCUACGUGGAUCGUGGUUUGGCAGCAAAGGGGGUGAAGGUGGACUUGGUUGUGCGGGGCCGCCGCGUGCCUGCUGAGGUGGUCACUCCACCGUUCGUGCCUGCUCACUACUACCGCAAGCCCAAGUAG